This is a messenger RNA of Alligator mississippiensis (American alligator), 5245 nucleotides long. It is a transcript of the gene YJU2B, whose product is annotated as YJU2 splicing factor homolog B. The record is from RefSeq and is a predicted model, not a curated record. Gene Ontology annotation, cellular component: U2-type spliceosomal complex; post-mRNA release spliceosomal complex. The transcript is spliced from 9 exons. Gene Ontology annotation, biological process: mRNA splicing, via spliceosome. The coding region runs from base 3509 to 4615 and encodes 368 amino acids. Lineage: Eukaryota; Metazoa; Chordata; Crocodylia; Alligatoridae.
AGGAACCUCACGCAGCCACCAGGAAUGGGGCAUGGGGGCUGCUCCUUUCCUGAUGACAUCCCCAAGGCACGAGAGGCCUCUGAUUCCUGGUCCAUGUCACAUCUGGAGCCAGUCCGGGGAGUGCAAGGUCUCUUUGGGAGUGUGUUCCAGCACUGAUUUUGAAGCUAGGAAAGAGGCCAGACUGGCUCUUGUAGAGGAGGGGCAGGGAAGGGGGCACCAAACCAUCUCUGGUCUGCCUGGCUGGGAGCUCUGCGCUGCCUGAAGGUGGCAUACAUAGCUGCCAGGAAAGGGUUGCAUGGAGGAGCCCUGGCUGAACACUACCCUGACAGGGGCAGGCUGUUUUUCCCCAGCCUGGGGGAGCAGAGCCAUGCUAGGAGAUGACCACUGGUAGGAUGAGGGGGCUCUGAGAGGGAGCUGCCAGCUGUAAGUCACUAUUACUCCACCCACCAAUUUCAUUACCCAGCUCCAGCUUCUAAAGCAAAGGGGCUUUGAGCACACAGCACAGGCCUUGGUCGCGUACUACUCAUCCCCAGUUGGGCGGUGUCAGAGGCCCCUGCAGUGGCCCAGCAGACCUGCUGAAGGUCCCUUUGCAACAAGUAGAGGAAGGAAGGGAGCCCAGAGCUAGCUCCUAUGGUGGUCCUAACCUGAAGAUAUCUGCUGCCACAGCCACAGCCCUAAAGCUGCCUUGGCACAGACCAGCCAGUGGAGAUUAAGGUUUGUCCGUGGCCACUACAUGCCUGGCAGCUGGUGAAACCUGAAACCUGCCCAGCCAGUAACACUUUGUGCUUUUUGGACACAGCUUCCCUGCCCCUUUUGAAAAGCCAGCAAGAUGACCUCUGCCUCCACACUGGAGAAACUGAGGCAUGGAGCAGCUGGGACUGGGAAUACAGGGGGCAGAUAUUCACUUGGCCAAAUCACUGCUGGCCAGAGAGCGUGAAUUUCCCCACAGUGUGAUCACAAGGUGCCCAGAUCCAAGCUCGAAGGCCCAGGAACCUGGUGGGGAUUUGAGCAGAACCCAGGAAUCCCAACUCCCAGCCAGUGUAAAUCAGCUGGGCUGGAGCUCUGGGGGCUCCUUACAGAUCCCCUCCUUCCCAUCACCUGCCCCAUUAGCGCCCCACCCCCUCUGGGUAUUCAAAGCCCCUAGUACCAAUCAACCUGCAGUGCUAUCCUGGCUGGAGAAGGGGGCGUAUCUGGCCCAGAGCCAGCCCUUGGCUGCCUCCCGUGGCCUCCUAUUUCUAGCAGCUGUUAAACUGGUUUCAUGCUCUUCCCUGAUUUGCAGCAAAGGCCAUGACACCCAAUCCUCAGGUCAAUGCUUGGGCAGCCCAGACAUGCAGGGAUAAAACAGAAAGGCUCUAGUGUCCUUACCCAGCUGGAUGCUGUGAUCUGCCCCAUGACACCAACAAUAGGUCAGGACUCUUGGGUUCAAGCUCCAGAAGGGGAUGAGGGUCUCAAGGCAGUGGCAGCUACACCCACUGGCAGUGGGAAGAAGAAGAGGUUCCCUGGAUGCUUUGGGAAUCAAUUGCCCUUUGGAGAAGCAGCUCAGGGAGUGACUGAUGGGAACCUUAGAUGAGUUUUCCCUGCUGUGGCUUGUGACUUAGUCCUGCCGUGUCCAAGCUGCACCCUCAGGACCCCUGUCAGGUGGUAGCCCUGUUCACAGCUCACACCAAGACUUCAGAGACAAGUGCUGUCUCACUGCACCAGGGGCUAGAGAACAGCCUGGCUGCACCUGGCAGCCUCAAAGGAGCCAGUCCCUCACUGUAGGGGAUACUGAGUGCCCCUCUCUGAACAAGCAGUGGCCAUGGGACCCCAGUCCCAUUCCAAGAGCUGGAUUCCCACAGAUUUGUGGCACCCAACCUGACCCAAGGGGCACAGGGUUGGUCCAGGGGUAUGAUCCAGCUCCAGCCCAACCCUGUGCACCUAGAUCCAAGAACAUCAGACCUGCCAUUCCCUGAGUCAAACCCUAACUCCAUCUUGCCCUGUCUCCUGUGUCACACUGGAGCAGAGAGCGGACGCUAGAAGGGAGAAUGAACUGGGUCUGCCCAGGGUUUUGUCCACUGUUCCUCUCCCACUUCUAUUCUCCAAAUUUUAAGGUCUAGGAAGUUGUGAUUCAGAGGUCCUGCCUCUCACUUUUGUGCUCAAUAGGUAAUGAUGCCCCUUUAAGACCAUGGGCAGACCCUUGGUGAAUGUAGCUAAAGACUCAGCUUCCACCACAACUGGUGGCAAUGAGGUCCACCCUUUUUAUUGAUGUGCUGGGUGAGAAAGAACUGCCUUGUGUUAGUUUUAAACUGAUGACCUACCAGUUUCAUGUGGUGACCCUUAUUCUCGUCUGAUGAGAGCUAGUUGAUAAUACAUACCUGACUUUCUCUUAACUAUAACAUUAAAACUGCCAUUUACUGGGGCAGACCCUAGCUCUACCUUGCCCAGUCUCCUGUGUUACACAGUGGGCUCUGCUGUGUCCCUCCUUGGCACACUAGUUUUAAACAUCUGACCUCUGCUCCCAUCCAUUAGGUCUUCAGUUGUGCCAAGCAAUCAAUUGCCAUUUUCUCAGUAGCCUCCCUCCCUGUGGAAGGCUUAUAGUUUCCCAUGGUGGGCCUUUAGUCCACAAACCCCUAAAGUGGCAAAUAGGCUCGUGUGAUACAGCAGCAGAGAACAGAUGCUGAAAGUAAGAGCGAACAAGGUGUGGCCUGGGUUUUUUCUCCCUAUUGCUCUCCCACUUGUAGCCUCCAGCAUUUAAGGUCUAGGGAAGUGCUUCCCAAAUUUCUUCAACAUGAACCCAUUUAUAGCCCUAUUUGCUCAGCAUGGCCCCUUAUUUCCAACCCACAGCCCCCCCACCCCUACAACGCCAUUUGGGCAACUGCUGUUCUAGGGAGCUCUGAUUCAAAGGCCCACCCGUGCUCAAAAGCUACUGAUGCCCUUUCCUCCAAGAACGUGUCCAGCCCCGCUUUGAAUCUGGCUGAACUCUCAGCUUCCACAUCUGGUGGCUACAAGCUCCACGCUGUAAUGAGGUGCAGGAUGAAGACCUGUCUUGUGUCCCUGUUAAGCCCCGGCUUCCCCACUCCAGGCAACAAACCCAUGUCGGUGCCUGGUAAGACAGAUACCCCUAGGCUCUCUUUGCCCUUUAGCGUCUCCAAAGCCCUCGAUGCCUGCCUCUCCUUUCUAAACCCAUCUCACGGAGCCGGGGCUUCAACCCACGGGGGCUGAUAUAGUCCCAGCUGGAUCCGGGCUGUGAGCAGAGAUCAUCCUCUCGAUCACUCCGUAGUCUCCACUUACAGAGGAGCCCAGGCGUCCUGCCUCCGCUUCCCGCCGCUGGGCAACUCCCCACGUGCUGCAAUACACGUGGAGGAUUCAACGGGCGCCGAUGACGGCAGCGGCGCGGGGUGAUGACGCAGCCGGAAGAGGCGGGGGAGGCAGUGCCGGAAGGGCCUGGAGCAGAGCUAGAAGCUUUUCACAAUGGGAGAAAGAAAAGGCGUGAACAAGUAUUACCCCCCUGACUUUGACCCGGCAAAGCAUGGCUCCCUCAACAAGUACCGGCACAGCCACCCGUUGCGGGAGCGGGCCCGCAAGCUGUCUCAGGGCAUCCUCAUCAUCAGGUUUGAGAUGCCCUACAACAUCUGGUGUGAUGGCUGCAAGAACCACAUUGGAAUGGGUAAGAUCUGCCCCCUCAGGGGAGGGCCCUGGACCUCUCCUUGCAGAAGGGCAGGGGCUUCUGACACACGUGUUGACAUGUGAUGUGUGGGGAGGGGAGCAGGGGCUGGAGCAGCCCCUGACACCCAUUUCCCUCUGCGCAGGCGUCCGGUACAACGCAGAGAAGAAGAAAGUGGGGAACUACUACACCACACCCAUCUACAGGUUUCGGAUGAAGUGUCACCUGUGCGUCAACUACAUUGAAAUGCAGACAGACCCGGCCAACUGUGACUACGUCAUCGUGAGCGGCGCCCAGCGCAAGGAGGAGCGUUGGGAUCCACAGGACAAUGAGCAGGUCCUGGCCACUGAACAUGAGGAGAAAAAGAAGCUGGAAACAGAUGCCAUGUACCGGUUGGAACACGGCGCCGCUGAUCAGGGCAAGCUGCAGCGUGCCCUCCCCACCUUGUCCAACAUCCAGGAGGCCCAGAGUGCCUGGAAGGAUGACUUUGCACUCAACAGCAUGCUGCGCCGCAAGUUCCGGGAGGAGAAGAAGGUGUUGCAGGAGGAGGAGGAGAAAGACCAGGCGCUUCAGGCCAAGGCCAACCUGAGCAUCCCGCUAGUGCGUGAGGCGGAGGAGGACCGGCGCCUGGCCACCCUGCUCACCUAUCGCAGCCCCGACUCCUAUGAGGACAAGCAGAAGCAGAAGCGCACAGAGAUCUCCAGCCGCUCCUGGUUCCCCAGUGCCAAGGCUGGCGAUGCACUCAAGCUGCCAGGUCUGGGCACAAAGACCUCUUCUUCUCCAGCCCCCUGUGACCACCUGGGCAUUGUGCGCCGCCGGCCAACAGAUGUCUCCCGGGGCCUGGCUAGCCUAGGGGAUGCCACAGAGACACCCUGCGCCCUCCCUACCUCACCAACCGCUGGACCCUCCGGCCCCCCUCACUCCCUGGUCCCAGACUACUCGGGCUCCGGCUCUGACUCGGAUGGUGAAUGACCUACCCCCCAUGAGUGCAGGCUGGGCACAGAGCUGUCCCGUUGCUGCACAGAGGACUCCUGGUUCCUGACAGAACCUCACAGCCGGCCUGGAGGAGCUACAGCUUGGCCAAGCCCCAUGCCUGGGCAUCAGUGCCCCCUUCAGGACCAACCCAGAGUGGCAUCUUCCUCCCCCUGCCUGGGUAUUUAUACAGCACCAUUUCUGUGCCCCCCCCCCCCCCCCCCCCCCCAAUCCUAGCCCAGACCCCUGUGCAAAGAGGGGAUCUCCUACCAAGCUCCCUCCCACCCCCAGCAUGACUUGGAGCCCGGUUCAUCGCUGCUUCAAGGAAAGAGGCAGCUCCCCUGGAGGCCUGGGGGCCACUGCCCUGGGUGGGGGCAUAGGCCCCCCCUGAAACUGGUUGCUGCUGCCAUCGGCUUCUGUGGACAGUUGCUGAUCACUCCUGAUGCCACUGCUGGUGGCUUCUGCAAGCAGUUGCUACUUGCCACCCUGCCGCCAGUGCUGCCACCUGCAAAUUGUGCCCCCCGGUCUCGGGAGGCACCAGUCGUGCGGGGCGGGGGCUGCCAGCCAAGCCCCCAGCUGGGAGAGAAGAAGGGAAUGGGUUUUAACAGCAAUUAAAGCCAUUUAAUGAAA